Messenger RNA from Endocarpon pusillum Z07020, 387 nucleotides. RefSeq lists its product as uncharacterized. The transcript has 2 exons. NCBI's taxonomy places the organism in Eukaryota, Fungi, Ascomycota, Eurotiomycetes, Verrucariales, Verrucariaceae. The record is from RefSeq and is a predicted model, not a curated record. Gene Ontology annotation, molecular function: heme binding; oxidoreductase activity, acting on paired donors, with incorporation or reduction of molecular oxygen; iron ion binding. Bases 1 to 387 code for a protein of 128 amino acids.
AUGCCACGACUCGUCCCUGUCGGCGGAGCGACCAUCUCCGGCUUUUAUUUCCCCAAAGGCUACCGCGUCGGCGUCAACGGCGCUGUUGUACACUACGAUAAGGAUAUCUUCGGGCCGGAGGCUGAUAAUUUCAAUCCGGACCGCUGGAUCAAGGGCGACGCUGUGCGGAUGGACAAGAUGAUGAUUCAUUUCGGUGCCGGGCCGCGUACCUGUAUUGGCAAGAAUAUCUCUCUGAGCGAGAUAUAUAAGCUAGUCCCACAAAUCAUUAGGGUCUUCCACAUUGGCCUCGCGGAUCCAAGCAAGGAAUGGAAGACGCACAACUACUGGUUUAACAAGCAGACCGAGGUCAACAUCUUCAUCAAAGAUCGGAUGUACGGGUCGAACUAG